This is a messenger RNA of Carica papaya (papaya), 2132 nucleotides long. RefSeq lists its product as uncharacterized. Lineage: Eukaryota; Viridiplantae; Streptophyta; Magnoliopsida; Brassicales; Caricaceae. The record is from RefSeq and is a predicted model, not a curated record.
UCCUCAUGAGUCCAAACAAGCGCUCCUUUGAAUUCUCUCUCUCAUCCGAGUCACCAUUUUUGCUUGUUGAGCUGUCUUUCCUCCGGCGAGGUAGUUAUUGGCUAAAGGAAAUGGAAGCUCCGGCGAUGGAGUAUUUUUUGGAAGUACAAAGCAAAGACGUCACGCUCUCGGUUCGUCGCGUGUUUCGGGAACUUUAGCCGUAUCCAUAAAACUCCUCAAGCAAAAGCGACUUUUACUUGGCAGAGUUUUGAAGUUAUUCCAUGCUUUGUCUGGCAAAAUCAGAGUCAAGCCAAGUAUAUAAUAAUCGGAGUAUAGGAGGUGCAUAUUUUAGACUAGGAACCUCGAAUUUUGGUUUAGUUAAUCUAUCUUUGGCAGAAUUCUGGAUCCUUGUGGAAAUUUAGGUUCCAUUAGAUCUCAUUACGAGAGAUGUGUUCUGGAGUUAGGAAUCAGACUGGUGUGUUGAUUGCUUCGAUCUUUGUAUUGAAUCGGAGGAAUCUUCAGCUUUUUCUCUCAGGUUUAAAAUUUUAGUUUCUGCUAACCGCGAGGAUUUGGUGCAUAACUGCAGUCUUCGUUCUCGAAUUUUAGUAGUGGAGACGAAGAUUUACCAAAAGAUAGUGUAUCCUAGUUGGAGUUUUAGAGGUUUACUUCAAUUGUCCAUUUUGCUCUGGUUUUUUUGGACUAUACUUUUUUAAACAACCUAGCCUUUGAAUAAUGGAGAAGAGCAAUUGACAGUUCUCGAGAUUUUUGGUCGCCGUGAGGAUUUUUUUUCAUCUCAAUUUCUUGAUCAUUAUCGUCAUUUCGCAAUGAAGAUUCAGCCAAUCAAUUCUCAGGCACCAGAAUGGGUAGGUCCGGUGGAGCCAGUGAAGCCGGCCACGAAAUCGCGGCUUAAACGUCUGUUCGAACGCCAGUUCACGAGCGUUCUGAAGAAUUCCGUUGCGGGAAAGAUCUGCGAUGCCGAUGAGCCGCGUUCCAGCAGAGAAGGCUUAUGCGAAUUCGAGCCUAGCUCCGUAUGUUUGGCGAAGAUGGUACAGAACUUCAUCGAGGAGAACAACGGCGGCAGCAGCAGCGAGAAGCAAUCAGGUGCAGUUAGGUGUGGUCGCAACUGCUUCAAUGGGAACUACAACGACAGCUCCGAAGAUGAACUGGACUCCUUUGGUGUGUUUGGCGACUCCAAUCUCUCUUCAUCCGGUGAAGCGUGUGAUAUCCUAAAGAGUCUGGUCCUCUGUGCGAGCGUUUCAGAGAGGAAUUUACUGGCUGACACUUCGAAGAUUGUCGAGAAGAACAAAGUCUGCAAGCGCAAAGAUGAUUUAUGCAGGAAAACUGUUGCUGACGGAUUAUUGGGGUUGGGAUACGACGCUUCAAUAUGCAAGUCUCGCUGGGAAAGAUCCCCCUCAUAUCCCGCCGGAGAAUACGAGUAUAUAGAUGUGAUAAUUAAAGGCGAGCGACUGUUAAUCGACAUCGAUUUCAGAUCAGAAUUCGAAAUCGCUCGAUCCACGAAGAUGUACAAAUCUAUUCUUCAAACUCUCCCAUACAUCUUCGUGGGCAAAGCCGAUCGGCUGCAGAAGAUCGUUAGCCUCGUAUCGGAAGCAGCCAAACAGAGCUUGAAGAAGAAGGGCAUGCCUGUCCCUCCAUGGAGGAAGGCAGAUUACGUCAAAGCCAAAUGGCUUUCUCCUCACGGCCGAGCAACAUCAAACCCCACCGGAAUUGAAACCCUCGCCAAACAAGAAAAUAAACAGUCUGUGGCCGCACCGAGCAAGUUCGAAAUUAAUCAUGGCGACACAUCUGGGGAAGAAGACAAGUCCAAGGCGGUGGUGGAGGAGUGGAAGCCCCUUGAUAUUAAGCCCAAGGGUUCCCGGAUUGGUGUUAAGAUGGUGACUGGUUUGGCUUCAGUAAUUGAAGAUUGAGAGCCAUGAAAUUUUGAUCUUUUUUUUUUUUUUUAAUUGCAUCACUGUUUUUUUUUUUGGGUGACUAUAACCAAUCAAAUCCAAAAAAAGGUUGUAAUAUAUAUAACUUGCUGGAUCCCUUAUGCGUUUUUUUAUGUAAGGGUCUGAUAUGAUUCUGUUUCCUACCGCCCGGAUGCUAACAUUAAUAAGAUUCUUACAAUAAGAUUUGAACAGUGUUCUUCACUAAAA